AUGGAAGUGGGAACUGAUUUUCGGCAUUGGGACGAAUUAAUACCCGAUGCUUUGGGUCUGAUUUUCAGCAACCUUACUCUCCAGGAUCUACUAACAGUGAUCCCAAGGGUUUGCCAAUCCUGGAGCAAGGCAGUGAUGGGGCCUUACUGUUGGCAAGAGAUAGACAUUGAGGAAUGGAGUAAUAGAUGCCGGCCUCAGCACCUUGAUCGUAUGCUUCAAAUGCUGAUUACAAGAAGUUGUGGAUCGCUCCGAAAGCUGUGUGUUUCUGGCCUCCAAAAUGACAUGAUCUUCUCUUACAUCACUGAACAUGCUGGUUCUCUUCAGACCUUGAGACUGCCAAGAAGUGAAAUAGGUGACUCAAUAGUAGAAAAGACAGCUGGAAGGCUUUCUACUAUCACUUUCUUGGAUCUUAGCUACUGUGGCAAAAUUGGUUCUCGGGCUUUAGAGGCAAUCGGAAAGAACUGUAAAUUGCUCGUGGGGUUGUGCCGGAACAUGCACCCAUUGGAUACAGCGGGCAAGCCCUUGAUGGAUGAGGAGGCUCAUGCCAUUGCCACCACAAUGCCUAGGCUGAAGCACCUUGAGAUGGCAUACCAUCUUAUCAGCACAAAAAGCGCUCUUCAAAUACUCUCAAGCUGCACCGAGCUCGAGUUUUUGGAUUUGAGAGGGUGUUGGGAUGUUCAACUUGAGGACAAGUUCCUCAAGGAAAAGUACCCAAAAUUGAAGGUUUUAGGGCCUCUUAUUCUGGACUACUAUGAGAGGAAUGAGUGGGAAGAUUGCUCCGAUUUCUCAGAUGCUUCUGAGUAUUUGGCCUGGGAAUUUGUGGCUGGUGAAUUGGAGGAUUACUAUGAUGAUGAUGAUGAUGUGAGUUAUGAUGGGAUGUGGGAUGAUGAGGGAAGGCUGGAGGAGCUUGAGCUGAGGUUCUAUGAAGGAAUUGAUCAGAAUGGGGAUGCAGUGUAUGGAGGGCAUGGUUGGCCUCCAUCUCCUUAA
Prunus armeniaca (apricot) is the source of this 987-nucleotide messenger RNA. The record is from the annotation of a GenBank genome assembly. Lineage: Eukaryota; Viridiplantae; Streptophyta; Magnoliopsida; Rosales; Rosaceae.